AUGAUGACCUUUGCUGUGCUGAUUCUUAUCCUGACAUUUGGAGCUACCUGUGGACAGCUAUUCCCAAGAGAGGCCAGAGCACCGGCAACACUGGACAUGGCAGAGAUGUCUGUUGAUGAUCAGUACCUGAGCUGCACAAAGAAAAUGUCACAGUUGGUGGAGAACACAUAUCUAGAAAAAGAACGUAAGACUACAAAGGACUUCAAUGCAGCUUGGAGUAAAGGAGAGAAGUGGUGCUCCAGUAAUAAGAAAGGAAAUGAUUUGGGAGAAAUUAAUUACUGCAUUGCCUUGUACGUUUAUACUCUACUUGACCCACCGAUAUAUAAAGAUUUUAAUCGUGCCACUCGUGGUGGAAAAACACAAUACACACGAAAGACAUAUCACUGGUAUUCUCUUCACUUUUUGUUAACACGUGCAGUACAAGUUCUGAAGGAUAGAGAGAAGCAGAGAGGAACUCAAUGCAGAUUAACAUAUCGUGGAAACGGGUUUGAAUUUGUAAAAGAUGUUCAGAACAAAGAGAUUCGAUUUGGCUCUUUCUCAUCCUCCUCCAUUGACCAGAAAGUGGCUAAGGGCUUUGGAGCUGUGUCGUGUUUUGAAAUCACAACAUGCCAUGGUGCAUACAUCGAAGAUUAUUCUGCCAAUCCAGCUCAGGAAGAGGUGCUUAUUCCUUCAUACGAGACCUUUAAAGUAACUGAAAUAUCAACGAGAAAAACAACACCUGACCUCUGGUGCAACACCGUGUAUAAGUUGGAGAGUAGUGGGAUCAAAAGUAACCUGAAGUGUGCAUUGGCGCCAAAGCAGGCAUGA
This is a messenger RNA of Sardina pilchardus (European sardine), 807 nucleotides long. Its product is annotated as erythroblast NAD(P)(+)--arginine ADP-ribosyltransferase-like. The transcript has 2 exons. Gene Ontology annotation, molecular function: NAD+-protein-arginine ADP-ribosyltransferase activity; NAD+ poly-ADP-ribosyltransferase activity. The coding region runs from base 1 to 807 and encodes 268 amino acids. The record is from RefSeq and is a predicted model, not a curated record. Lineage: Eukaryota; Metazoa; Chordata; Actinopteri; Clupeiformes; Clupeidae.